UACCCACACCACAAUGAUAUCGUCCAAAACUAGCAACCGCAUAUGCCUCUGCUCCCCACAGCAAACGGCACGGAUCACUAGGAUUGUUGUCUCCUCUCGCCCAGUUUAUCUGACGGGGCUUGGUUAUCCGGUUUCCCUUCGACUCAGCUCAGCUGUAUCUCAGUCCUCCUCCGAACACACCCGCAGCUUUUCAUCCACAAGGGCUGCUCAUCUGAAGGAUUUCUUCCCGGUGAAGGAGACGGCCUAUAUACGGAAGACACCGCCAGCAUGGCCUCACCAUGGUUAUACCGAAGAGGAAAUGUUGGCAGUGGUGCCUCAACACCGAAAACCCGGAUCACUCAGUGAUUGGCUUGCCUGGAAGCUGGUCCGUCUGUGUCGAUGGGGAACAGACAUCGCCACCGGCAUAAAGCCCGAACAGCAAGUCGACAAGUCAAACCCAACCACUGCUGUGGCGGCACAGAAGCCGCUGACAGAAGCUCAAUGGCUUGUUCGGUUCAUUUUUCUCGAAUCCAUUGCCGGCGUCCCUGGAAUGGUGGCAGGUAUGCUACGGCACCUUGAGAGCCUCAGACGCCUCAAACGGGACAAUGGCUGGAUCGAAACCUUGCUCGAGGAGUCAUACAAUGAAAGAAUGCAUCUUCUCACCUUUAUGAAGAUGUGCGAGCCAGGCUGGUUCAUGAAGACGAUGAUUCUCGGGGCGCAGGGUGUCUUCUUCAACGCCAUGUUCCUGAGCUACUUGAUCUCGCCACGAAUUACACACCGUUUCGUUGGCUACCUCGAGGAGGAAGCGGUCCACACCUAUACUCGAUGUAUCCGGGAGAUUGAACAAGGCGAUCUUCCCAAGUGGUCUGAUCCGAACUUCCAGAUUCCCGAUCUUGCUGUCACGUACUGGAAGAUGCCCGAGGGAAAACGGACCAUGAGGGAUCUUAUCCUUUACAUUCGUGCCGAUGAGGCAGUUCACCGCGGUGUGAACCACACCUUGAGCAACCUCAACCACAAGGAGGAUCCCAAUCCUUUCGUCAGCGACUACAAGUGCGAUGCUGACCAUCAACGACCCAACCCGGCGCUCAAGCCGACUGGGUUUGAGCGGAGCGAGGUCAUUGGUUGAAAAAUGAUGGUUUAAAAUAACCAGGGCGAGGACGUCUGUUCGACAGCAAACUGCAUCAAUUCUACGUAUUUGGUCAUAUUUGGGCUCUAUUAUAGGCAUCUUGGUGGGCAUGGUAGAGGUUUGGCGGCGUUAUCAUGGCUUAGACAGGAUACCAGCACCUCCUCUCAUUGACCAGGCUUUUGGCGCAUUCGGGUAAACAAAAUAUAAGUAACCAGACGAAGUAUAAUACUGAAUAAUGCACUGCUUUCUGUAUCUAGUGAUCUGCGCGGGUAGGGGAGC
Podospora bellae-mahoneyi is the source of this 1384-nucleotide messenger RNA. It is a transcript of the gene AOX2,PaAOX, whose product is annotated as Alternative oxidase mitochondrial precursor. The transcript has 3 exons. Gene Ontology annotation, biological process: alternative respiration. Lineage: Eukaryota; Fungi; Ascomycota; Sordariomycetes; Sordariales; Podosporaceae. The record is from RefSeq and is a predicted model, not a curated record. Gene Ontology annotation, cellular component: mitochondrion. The coding region runs from base 14 to 1105 and encodes 363 amino acids. Gene Ontology annotation, molecular function: alternative oxidase activity.